AUGCAGCCUUUAGUCAAGGAAUUAGAAGAGUUGUGGGAUAAUGGUGUAGAAACUUUUGAUGCCUCUAUAAGUGAGAACUUUCAUUUGAAGGCUGCCGUUCUUUCUACCAUAUCUGAUUUUCCAGGAUACGCGAACCUUUCUGGGUGGAGCACCAAGGGAGAAUAUACGUGUCCUUUGUGUGCGUUUGAUAAGUCAUCAAGAUGGCUAGAUCAUGGGCAGAAGUGGUGUUACAUGGGUCAUCGAAGAUACUUGCACACAAAUCAUUGUUCACGUAAAGAUACUCUAUCCUUUGAUGGAUAUGAGGAGUUAAGAGAUCCUCCAAUCCCACCAUCCGGGGUUGUUUCUCUCAAUCAGUUAGAACAUGUUGAUUUUCUUGCUGACAAUGUUGAAAAGAGUCCGUGGAAAAGGAAGACCAUUUUCUUUAAGCUACCUUAUUGGAAGAAUUUGUUGUUGCGUCAUAAUCUAGAUGUUAUGCACAUUGAAAAGAAUGUAUGCGACAAAAUUGUUGGGACUUUGCUUGGAAUAGUGGGGAAGUCAAAAGACAACAUGAAAGCUCGUCUAGACCUAGAGAAAUGGGGGAUACGGGAGGAGCUUCAUCCAAAAAAGAAUCCUGGAAGCAGUAAUAUUUACUUGCCAAAAGCAUGUUAUGAAAUGACCCGAGGCGAGAAAGAUUUAUUCUUACAAACUCUUAAAUCUAUCAAACCUCCCGAUGAAUAUUCCUCAAAUAUUUCUCGUUGUGUGCAAUUAAGAGAUAGAAAGCUUACGGGGAUGAAAAGUUAUGAUUGCCACAUGUUGAUGCAAGAAUAUUUGCCGAUAACAUUACGUGGAUCUUUGCCCGACCAUGUUAGCAUGAUUCUCAUUUAUUUAUGCGACUUUUUCAAGCGGAUUUGUCUAAAAGACCUGACAGGAGAUGAUUUCAAGUUUCUUGAAUCUCGAGUUGCUAUAACAUUAUGCAAGAUGGAGCAAAUUUUUCCUCCCUCGUUCUUUACUGUCAUGGUUCAUUUGGUGAUACAUCUAGUUAGAGAGGUACGACUUGGAGGACCUGUGACUUUUCGAUGGAUGUACCCGAUUGAAAGGGACCUGUCAACUCUUAAAUCGUAUGUAAACAACAAAGCUCACCCAGAAGGUUCAAUAGCAGAAGGGUACUUGGCUAGAGAAAGCUUAACUUUCUGCUCUAGAUAUUUAUCCGGAGUUGAGACCUUAUUUUCCAGACCAAUAAGGAACGAUGAUGAUGACAAUCAAAACGAGAUAGAAGAAUCCAACUUUCUUAGACCUGGACGACCAUUGGGUAAACAUGAGAAUUCUAAACCGUCAAAUCGUAAGAGGAAGAGAUUUCCUAAAUCUGAUAUUGAUGAGAUGUCCCUUAAACAAGCACAUCGUUAUGUGUUAUUAAAUGUUAACUCAAUCACACCUUUUCGAGAGGAACACAAAAAUUUUGUUAAAGGGAAAAAUCGUGCACGAAGACUGAAUGAGAAUCAACUCCAGAAGAUUCAUUCUGAAAACUUUAGUGAAUGGUUUCAAAACCGGGUUGCGCGCUUAGAAGAACAAAAGGAUCCAAGGGUCACAGAAGAAAUCAAGUGGCUUGCUCGUGGUCCACAUAGUUUUGUGAAACGAUUUUCAGGCUACCUUGUCAAAGGUUAUCGUUUCCAUACAAAAGAGCAUGAAAAAUCCUUGAAAACCCAAAACAGUGGAGUUGUUGUUACUGUAGUGGAUGGUGGUUGUGCUGGUGGAAGCACUCCUGGAGUAAUUAAUUACUAUGGGGUAUUGACGGAUAUUGUUGAGUUGAAUUAUUCAAGUAAGAUUAGGGUAGUUUUAUUCAGGUGUGAUUGGGUUGAUACUGAUAGGGGUUGUAAAAGAGAUGAAUUUGGUAUCACACUGGUAAACUUCUCACAUUUAGUGCAUACUGGUGCUAAUUUACUUGAUGACCCUUUUGUGUUGGCAUCUCAAGUUGACAAGGUAUAUUAUGCUCAAGAUCCAAAGUUAAAGGAUUGGUUUGUUGCUAGGCAUGUGAAGGUUAGGGAUGCGUUUAACAUGCAAUCUGAUGCUGAUCAAAGUCGUCUUGAUUCACUUCUAGACACAUUUGGCGUACCAAACCUAGAUAGAGUUGGUAGUGAUGUUGAAGAAACUGAUGGCAUACCGAUUAUGGAGUAUGAAGAUGAAGAUGAAAAUGAUAUAUAG
Messenger RNA from Erigeron canadensis, 2178 nucleotides. RefSeq lists its product as uncharacterized. Lineage: Eukaryota; Viridiplantae; Streptophyta; Magnoliopsida; Asterales; Asteraceae. The record is from RefSeq and is a predicted model, not a curated record. The transcript has 3 exons. The coding region runs from base 1 to 2178 and encodes 725 amino acids.